ACAAAUAUGUUCGGAAAAAAGGGGGAAAUUAUUGUAAAUAUGAGUGACUAUAUAUUGCAUAUUACAUGACGUACAUCACCUGUUUCUAAGCCCGCAUUUACUCAUGGGAAAACGUGUCACAGCAUUUACAUAUAUACUGGACAAGAAGUCAUCGAAUAGAGAAUUUUUAGCAACAAAAUUUAAGCUUAAAAUGACAGUACAGAAAGAAAAGAAAGGGAAAUGCUUUUGCUGGAGUUCAAAAACAUGCUAAAAAAGUAAGGAAAACAUCGCUGAAAGAAUCUGAAAUCACACAGUCAACACCGAGUUCAGCAUGCGGUCAAUCAUCGUCAAGUUCCAAAUGUGAUAAACCGAUAAGUGCAUCCCGACUGAAAAUGAGGCCACAAAACUCUUCAGAUUGUCCCUCAAACAGUUUGGAUGAUGGAGAAACUGUUCAGAGCGAGGCAUACAGACUUGUAGACCUGAAGAAAUUGUCAUCAACUCUGUCAGAAGCCCACGUAUGUGAUGAAGGUAAGAACUCUGGGAAACAAAACACUGUUUGCUCAGUACAAAUGAUGUUGUAUGGCAAAAUGUGUGUUGUAGUUGAAUUUGGUUUACUUUUUUAUUCGAAAUUUUCAAGGUUUGUAAACAUUUUGAUUGCAUCUGUCUAGCAUGCUUGUAACAGUUUGUUUAUAUGCCAAUUUAAAAUUGGAAAUUUUUGUAAAUGCAUAUGUUAUGGAAUGUGGUUUUAAUUUUCAAUGUUAUUGCAUCCUAGGUCAUUUAAAUUUGAAAGAAAAUUCAUCAAUGAGAAGUGGAUUGAUGUCUGACCUUUCUGUUGAAUGUAGCUCGUGCUCCGAGGCUACAUCACUGAAAACAUCAUCUUCUGUAACCAAUCAAGGGCAAUCAUUUGAUGUGAACCGACGUGCUGUUUACCAUUCUUUGGAGACAGGUGGUGGCUAUGAAGGGCUUGUUUCAUUUUGUAGUAUCAUGAAUAUGCCCUGUAUUUCAUCUGCUGCGUACUACAAACUAGUUGACACCAUACUUGUGGCUCAAGAAGCUGAAGCCAAGGAUGAAAUGCAACAGGCAAGUCAAUGACUUCGAGAUUAUAUCUUCAAAGAAAAUGGAGAGAAAAAUUGUGAUGAUGUUGUUGUCGAUGUAGCUGUUUCCUUUGAUGGGACAUGGGCCAAAAGAGGGUUUACUUCCUUAACUGGGGUAGUCUUUGUACUAGCUGUAGAUACUGGAGAAGUUCUUGACUACCAUGUACUCUCCAAAGAAUGCCGUAAAUGUACAAUGAAGAAAAGCCGAUGUAAAACUGAUAAGGAGUUUGAAGAAUGGCAGAUUGAACAUAUAUCCUCCAAUCAGUGUGAUAUCAAUUUUACAGGCAGCUCACCUGCAAUGGAGGCUGAAGGUGCUAAAAUAUUGUGGAGCAGGUCUGUGGAACUUCACAAAAUUCGGUACAAGUGGAUGGUUUGUGACGGCGACAGUAAAGCCCAUGCUGCUGUUGAGGAUACAUAUGAUGAAUGCAAGGUUGAAAAGUUAGACUGUGUAGGACAUGUACAGAAGAGAAUGGGAAAACAUCUGAUGAAUCUUAAGUCAACUACCAAGGGCAAGCUUGCUGAUGGCAAAUCUAUCGGAGGACAAGGCCGCCUGACAGAGGUCAGGAUCAAGCGCAUCCAAAGAUACUACGGACUUGCUAUAAGACAAAAUACUUUAAAAAAGGCACACCCAACUGAAAAUGAAGUUAAUGUUGCUGUGUACACCAUGAAGAAAAAUAUUAUAGCUAUCCUUCAUCACUCCAUUCAGUCUAAAGACCUCGCUAAACAACAUCGCUUUUGUCCUGUUGGAGAGUCUUCAUGGUGCAAAUGGCAACAAGACAUUGCUACUGGAACGAAGACCUACAAGCCGGAUGAUUGUCUACCAGGAGUGUUCUGUGAUUUGUUGAGCCCAACUUUUAUGACAUUGAGUGAGAGCAAGCUUCUUGAGCGAUGUGUGCGUGGUGCCACACAAAAUCACAAUGAGUGUAUCAAUGCACUGGUAUGGGCUCGCUGUCCGAAGAACAAGCACCAUGGUGCCAAAUCUGUCCGUUGUGCUGUAGCCUCUUCCGUCUGUCACUUUCACAGUGGGGCAUCUUCUAAAGUAAGGGUGAUGGAAAGACUUUCCAUCCCAGCUGGAGUCUUUACCAAACAGGCAUCAGCAAGACAGGACAAAAGGCGUAUCAGGAAAGCAGAUAGACAGACAACUGAUAAGGCUAAGAGACAACGACAAGGAGUCCAGUUGCUGCGAACUCGCCGUGAAGAAGCCCUGCGGGAAGCCGAGGGAGUGAUGUAUGAAGCAGGAGCCUUUUAA
Paramuricea clavata is the source of this 2322-nucleotide messenger RNA. The record is from the annotation of a GenBank genome assembly. NCBI's taxonomy places the organism in Eukaryota, Metazoa, Cnidaria, Anthozoa, Malacalcyonacea, Plexauridae.